AUGAGGCUCUCCACUUGGAAGGCCUUCACAACACUGAACAUAUUCGCUUCCCUUCCACUCGCAACUAGCAAGAUAACCCACAAUGCGCAACCAUUAUCUCAACAGCAACCGCCAGCUGACCUCCGCGAUGGCGAAUCUCUCCCAAGUACCUCGUUACUGGUGACCGCAGUGCUCAACUCGCCCUCUCCGCCACACCACGCCAUCAUUGAAUGCUGGGCAUUUUCGACUCCAUUCAAAACAUAUCCUACGGUCGGCAAAGCCCUGACUCUAGGCGAUACCAGAAAUGCCACUUACGUGGUGCUGCCUCCACAGAGUGCGGAAGGCUGGCAUCGCCCUCCAGCCAAUAUGUAUUUCAUACUCCUCUCAGGCGCCGCCCAUGUUCAUGCACCUUCCCCAUCCACGGGCAUCGGGGAAAAUAUGCAGCACGCGCACGAACACUUGUAUAUCAAGCCUGGCCAGAAUCAGCUGAUCAUCGCCGUCGAUGGGGAUCGGAGUGCUCCUGGCCAUCUGACCUACUACCCAGGCGAUACGGAAACGGUGGCCCUCCAGGUUCCUUUCCGUGGUGGCAUUGUUCCAGAUCAUAGCGUCGUCAAGGCUGGUGCAUGUGAGGGGCCAACCGACGAGGUCAUUGAACCAUGGUAG
Exophiala aquamarina CBS 119918 is the source of this 642-nucleotide messenger RNA. RefSeq lists its product as uncharacterized. Bases 1 to 642 code for a protein of 213 amino acids. The transcript has 2 exons. Lineage: Eukaryota; Fungi; Ascomycota; Eurotiomycetes; Chaetothyriales; Herpotrichiellaceae. The record is from RefSeq and is a predicted model, not a curated record.